UUGCCAAUGGCAGUGGAAGAGGAGAGAGCCCGGUCAUAAUACCGCUCUCCGUGUUCUCAAUAAUAAACAAAUAGUGAAUGGAAUAUAGCUGAGCAGCCGCUAGCCUAAUUGCUAACUUGAAACAUAAAGGCAACCAUUAAACACCAAACAAAUGCCAAAUGUGGUACUACCAACAACAAAGAACAAUAGCACGACCGAGUAAUAAGCAAAAUGAAAAGGUAGGUAAACAAUACACAGAACCAGAACAGAAUGUUAAGGCAGCAGCGUCCACCACCACAGCAACAGAGUACACAAAUCAGUGGCGGCAGAAACAAGAAACCAGAUUUUCAUAUCGCACAUCGAGCAGCUCUAUCAUCUAUCAGUUGGUAAAGUUAAGCGCAUCAUAACGUACCAUACACCCGUCAUUGUUGAGAUAAUUUUUAGCUGACAUAGGCAGCUGAAGACGAAAUACUUUUUGAUUGAUUGACUAUGUGGAAAAAGCCGGCUUAGCUUAGCGUGAGCAUUAACAAACAAAAGUCUGUCCGAAAAAGCAAUAACGCUGACUGUAUGUAUGUACAUUAAUGGCGUGUUUAGGCGCGUGUUGGUAGUAAACAAAUAAUUACAAGCUACACAGCGCCGAGCUGUGUAGAGAAGACAACUUUAAAAUCUUCAAAUUCAAGUGUGAGGUCAUCACGGAAUAACCUCCAACGUUAUACGGCUGCUGGCGGUAACAUUCUAAAUCUGUGGUGGCUGGUGCGCUUGCCUCUGCCACACCACAAAAACCAAGGCCAAGUAGUGAGUGUGACUUGGCCGGGAGCAGUGAACCGCAUAACAAAAGCAAGCAUACACAGACAUCAUUGUUCACAACAACAAACCACAGCAACGAGUUCUAUUCAAAUCGUUGUACCUAUAUGGACUUGCAAAAGAAAUUGUAUUCCAAAUUAGAGAAAUCUUCGUGAAGCAAUACCAUAAACAAUGGAGAAACUGCUCCCAUUACUCACCCGCUUAGCGAUAACGGUGAGCAGCAUUUUAUUGUUAACACCAUUAUCAUGUUGGUGUAGUUGUGAGACCACAGACCAGAGCCUUACACUGCCGGAUUUGCCACUGGAGCAUUUGAAGCGCUACUUAAACACAUUCGAUAAGGUAAAGCAGGAAUGUCAAAACAAAACGGAACUGCUGCAGAAGAUCUCACAGAAAGAUAACAAAGGUUGUUGGGGCCAUGAAUCGCAUUGCACUAAGGAGAAUCGUUUUCAGACUCCCAUUUGCCCAGGAUCUCAUACAGGAUGGGUGCGCAACAAGGAAUCACAAAUUGAAACAUUCUAUCAACAGGCCGACUUUGGCUACAUCAAACAUCAAAUCAAUGAAAUGAAAUUAAUGUGUGAACCCAAACUCAUAACCGACUCCUCGUUGGAGUGCACUGAAUAUCUGAGAUUUUGUCGAGGCCGCUAUCUUAUGUUGGAUUUUAGAGAUUUGGCCAAGCGUCACGAACGCAUACGCUAUCACAUGGAUGUCCUGCAAAAGGGACAGAUCCAGGGCUAUUGUCAGUUGAAUGAAACGCGCUUGAAAUCUCAAAUGGAUCACAUGGGAGCUUUGCAGUCAUGGUCGCCCGAGCUAAGAAAUUUCAUAGAAGCCACUGAACCCAUUGAGGAAAGUAAUGAGCAGUGUGAUAUGUUCAUAAAUACGCCCACUUUUGCCAUGAAAAUCGAUGCCACCUACAAUAUGUACCAUCAUUUUUGCGAUUUUUUUAAUCUCUAUGCCACGCUGUUUGUAAAUCAAACUCAUAGUUCAGUGUUCGAUAGGAAUACACAAAUUAUUGUAUGGGAAACGUAUCCCUACGAUUCACCCUUCAAGGAUACCUUUAAGGCAUUCAGUGAUAAUCCCGUGUGGACAUUGGAUCAGGUUAAAGGCAAACGCAUAUGUUUUAGAAAUAUUGUCUUUCCAUUGCUGCCGCGUAUGAUAUUUGGCCUGUAUUACAAUACACCUAUUAUCCAAGGAUGUGAGAAAAGUGGUUUGUUUAGAGCUUUUUCGGAAUUCAUACUACAUCGUUUGAAAAUUCCUUUUGAGGAACCGAAAGACAAUAAAAUCCGGGUAACAUUUCUGUCGCGACGCACCAAAUACAGACGUGCCUUGAAUGAAGACGAAUUGCUGCAGGAAAUCAGCAAGAAUGAGAAUUUUAUUAUCAAAAAAAUCUCCUAUGAAAGGGACUUAACUUUUCUUCAACAAUUGGAAGUUACCCGCAACACUGAUAUCUUAAUAGGCAUGCAUGGUGCCGGUUUGACUCAUCUACUCUUUCUGCCAGAAUGGGCGGCCAUUUUCGAACUCUACAAUUGUGAAGAUCCAAAUUGUUAUAAAGAUUUGGCCCGUUUGCGAGGGGUCUAUUAUGUGACAUGGGAGGAACGUGAACUUGUAUAUCCCGAAGAUGAAGGACACCAUCCCGAGGGUGGUGCACAUGCCAAAUUUACCAAUUAUGCAUUUGAUGCCAAGGAAUUUGCACGUUUGGUAUGCAAGGCUGCUACCCAUGUAAGAAAUCAUGAGGAAUUCAAAAAAUUUCAUAUGGAAACCUUAACAACAACGAGCAAAGAUGAACUGUAAAGGAGACUGUGUCUCUGUGUGUGUGUGUGGUUCACUGAGUGAGCGGCGUUUAUAGUAUUGAGAAACUUGAGUACUUAAGAUAAGUGUAGUAUUUUUUUUUUUAAUUGUGAUUUUAUUAAAAAUAAAAUUGAGAUGUUUAUUCUGUUUUUUCUAAAA
This is a messenger RNA of Stomoxys calcitrans (stable fly), 2727 nucleotides long. It is a transcript of the gene Eogt, whose product is annotated as EGF domain-specific O-linked N-acetylglucosamine transferase. Gene Ontology annotation, cellular component: endoplasmic reticulum lumen. Bases 955 to 2571 code for a protein of 538 amino acids. The record is from RefSeq and is a predicted model, not a curated record. The transcript has 3 exons. NCBI's taxonomy places the organism in Eukaryota, Metazoa, Arthropoda, Insecta, Diptera, Muscidae. Gene Ontology annotation, molecular function: protein N-acetylglucosaminyltransferase activity.